Messenger RNA from Apis florea (little honeybee), 1456 nucleotides. It is a transcript of the gene Tomosyn, whose product is annotated as syntaxin-binding protein tomosyn. Gene Ontology annotation, molecular function: GTPase activator activity; syntaxin binding; myosin II binding. Gene Ontology annotation, cellular component: cytoplasm; plasma membrane; SNARE complex. The record is from RefSeq and is a predicted model, not a curated record. NCBI's taxonomy places the organism in Eukaryota, Metazoa, Arthropoda, Insecta, Hymenoptera, Apidae. Gene Ontology annotation, biological process: Golgi to plasma membrane transport; exocytosis.
AAAAGAAAAAUUUUGACGUUUUCUCAAUUUAACACACGCAUUAAUUUCACUGUGCAAAAUUCCAACAUGUUAAAUCCCGUCAGACACGUGGUGGGGACACUGGCGCGGAAUCUGAUGGAUUAUUAGGGACGGUGGCCGACAGGAACGGUCCUCAACAUUCUCAGAAAUGCCCCCCUCGCGGGCACGAGUGUCAGACUGGGAGCAAUAACGAUAAGGGGAUACGAACGGAGGAAAACGAGGUGAAUAAAUCUGCGGUAAACGAGGAAGAACCGUGCGCUAAGAAUCACCACGGUUGGAAAGGAUUCAGUCUGAAGAGGCAGCUCAGCAAGGUUGAUCUGAAAAUAAAAAGUACCUUCUCCCCGGCUUUGCUCACGUCUCAGAAUGGGGUAGGCAGCGAUACUAGCAGUCAGAAAUCUUGCGUUUUUUACUGUAACGUGAACGAGAACGCGUUGUCUCCAGUUGAGAGUAUCGUGUCGGAAUGUUCUUCGUUGUCGUCCGGAGAGGACUCGAUAUCGGAGCGCGGGGAAAGCCCGACGGGCGACGAUAGCAGGAAAGGAAGGAGGAGCCCGACGAUCGACACGGCGGAUAGAAACAGAUCGGUCGGGCAGAGAGAUCCGGCGGAAGCCGGCCCGCCCCUUAAUUUGACCGAGAACCAAGAGUCUAGGCCCCCUAUAUUGAAGAAGAUCGUGAGGAUGAGGCAGGCGAAAAGGGAGGGUCGUUUGUUGUCGGUGCCGAAUUUAAAAUUUGCGAAAAAUGAUCCGCCAUGAUUUGUGACCUAAGAUGCGAGGAAACGAACACGGCCGCCCCACCCGAAUCUUUCACCUACAAUCUAAUAAGAAGAUUCAGUCGGGUAGACAAAUACGACAGUUCGUUUCAACGGUCGAGGAGCUCGAGCAUGUCGUCGCUCGAGAAUAUCACCACCGAAACCAUCAGCUGCCUUACAUUCGCAGAUUCCUACACGAAAAAGAGCGACACCAGCCCGGUACCAACGCUUUGGAUCGGUACUUCCCUAGGAUCUAUACAAACGGUGAUAUUUAACACACCGGCUCGCGGGGAACGACACGCGCAUCCAGUCGUUGUUUCUACGUGCAAUGGAUCUACCUUUAAGUUAAAAGGAUGCAUUCUAUCGAUGUCGUUCUUAGAUUGUAACGGUGCGCUGAUUCCAUACUCUUACGAGUCUUGGAAAGACGACAGUAUGGACAGCAAGGAGCGCAACAGAAGUCAAGGUAAAUGCACCAACAGCCGAAUGUCUCCGUCGAUGAAUACGCAAGCGGGUACAGGAGACGGGUUCGAAGAUCGUCAAUUCGUCGUGUUGGCGUCCGAGAAACAGGCGAGAGUCGUGGCGUUGCCAUCUCAAAAUUGUUUAUACAGACAACAACUGGCCGAAACUCAUAUCGUGAUCAAAGCAGAGAUUACGACUUUAAAAGGUCCGUAUCCCUAAUUAUUUUUAUAUUUC